UCCAGGAGCCGUGCAGUAGUAAUUAGAGAGAGACUUUAAGUUCUGUGGAGGCGCGGGGCCCAGCGGCAGCUCACCGGAUGCCUCCAGGUUGUCGGGCGGCUCCCUCCGGCCCCGCGGAACCUGCAGCUCGACCGGUCGCGUUUCCAUGGGGACACUAAUUGUAGGCGGACGCAUUGGCGCGGCAGUUUAAUUCUCCGGCGGCGGCUGAUGGAGCGGGACGAGAUGGUCUUGACGGGGCUCAUCAGGAAACUCGGUCAUCAGCUGGCCGAGAUCAGGGAGCGCGCCCUCAAGAACAUUCUCUGCAAGGUCGAGCACAACUUACUCUCCUGUGAAGACCUGGUUCAGGAGAGGCUGCUUUUCCUCCGUUUGCUGGAAUGGUUCAAUUUCCCGUCUGUCCCAAUGAGAGAAGAGGUUCUCAGCCUGUUGAACAGAUUGGUUAAGCAUCCCCCCGCAGUCAAGCAUUUGGUUGACCUCCGCGCAGUCGAAUUCUUAUCUAAACUUCGUUCUAAUGUGGAGCCCAAUCUACAGGCUGAAAUCGAUGGCAUUCUGGAUGGACUUUUUGUUCUUCCUUCCGAAGACCCGACCCUAUACUCUGCAUCUUACCAAACCAAACAAACUGAAUUGCCACAGCAACCUGAAAUCCUCAGAGGCUAUUUCCCUCAGGACCAACGUGAUCCCCAGCAGAUGGAGGCGCCUCCAGGACCAAUGGUAAAUCAGACUGUGAAGUGUUUGAAGUUUUCUACAUUUCCUUGGCUGCCGCUCACUACAACUGAUAGACACGUUCUCUCCUCCAAUGAAAGCUCUCUAAGAAGUAGUAACCACACUUUAAUCUGGAAUACCUGUGAACUGCUGAAGGAUGUUAUCAUGCAAGAUUUUCCUGCCGAAAUUUUCCUUCAAAGGCCAAAAAUUGUUCAGAGCCUUUUGUCUCUGUUGAAACUGGCCUUCGGGGGAGACGGGAAGCACCGGCUGGUGUUCCAGUCCGUGUCCUGCUUGCAGCAGCUGUGCAUCUGCCUAAGAAGCAGACUGAACUUUCACCGUGACCCAGGCUUCUUCUCUAGUAAACAAGAUACAGUUUCCCAGAAUUCUUCUUUGUCUUAUUGUCAUGAAGCUAGAGUUAUUCAUCAUUCCCAGAAUCCUUCUCCGGGAAGCAGCAGCCCCCGGCCUUCUGUGGUGGGACGCACGGGUCAGCGACCCAGGGGAGACGGUCAGGACUGGGAUGCGGCGUCUUCCAGUGGAAGUAGUGGUCGUGCUCCGGUAAACUCUCGGGUCUCGGCGCCUUCACCUCUGGACCUGGUGCCCGUGGACCUGCCGGAGCUGGAGGCCGAAGACACGCCGGCGCUGCAGUUCCAGCAGCUCAGUCUUCCCCAGUUCUGCAUCUCGGUUCUGGAGUCGGCCGUUCCUCUCCUGAAAACAGGGAGCAGACAGAUGGUAAUUCGGGUUCUCGAGUUGCUUGCGGAGGACGUGAUUCUUGCUGGGGAAGCAGUCUCAGCGGACGUCUGGGGUGACAGCAGCCUUUUUGCUCUAGAUGCGAAGGAGAGACUGCGCGCGGCGCUGGCGUCCCUGGGGGAAGCCGUGUGCCACCACAGAAGCGGCGUCAGCGCGGACCACGCGGAGGCGGUGCAGGUGCAUCACCGGCUGGCCUUCGUGAGCGCGUCCCUGUUCGCGGUGCGCGCGCUGCAGACGCUCCUCCCGGCGGAGCAGGCAAGCCGCUUUUUACCGGAACCUAUGUCAGCAGCGUUAUUUUUAGUUUCUCUGGACAUGCCUAUUUCUUUGGAAUAUCCACAUAUUCACGAAGCUGUUGUGGCAUAUUUGGAACAGCUGAAUUCUGAAAACUACAGUAUUUAUAAACAAACUGCGGAGGCCGUUUACUCAAUCGAAUGUACCUGUAACUUCCUGUCUGAAGUUGGGAAGGAGGGAGAGAAGAACCUCUUAGAGUUAGUGGAGCUGGCAGACCAAGGCUUGCGAAGCUUUCCCUGUCAUCAGCAUCUGCCCCUAAUAAAGGAGACCGUCUGCAUGUGUUCAAAGAUCUGGAAAUCGGCACAGGCCAGUCCAUUACUUCAAGGAGAAAGUCAGAAGGUGUUGCUCCGAAUGUUGUCUCACCCAUUACUGCAAGUGAAGGUUGAAACUUACAACUGCUGUUUGGAAAUUAUUAAGGAAUGUUUAGGUGUCCAUAACGUCACUAAACCUGUGUCUUCACUUUGUAACGGAAUUCAUUUUCUACUUCACCCGAAAGUUCUGUAUGAAAUCUCUGCAUUUGGCCUUCAGGAGCCCAAAACUGAGGUGAAUGCUGCCGCCAAGGCCGUCCUGAUGUAUCUGCUGCAGGGGCGGCUGAUGAUGACCGCGGCCACCUGGAGCAAGUUUACUGAGUCCCUGUGUCCUGUCCUUCCCGUGCUGCAGGGCUACGCGGACACGGAGGACCCCCUGGGGAGCUGCGUUCUGCUGCUGAGCCAAGCAGGUCCCGACUCCAAGGAAGGGGCCCUCCCCGGCCCCGCGCACCUGAGGUCCCUGCUGCGGCUGCUGCUCGUGAGGAAGCCGGCGGUCCGUUCACUAGCAGUAAAGCUCCUAGCCCGUCAUCUUACAAUGGAGGACGGGGCGAAUGUAAAGCGUCCUUCAAUAGAUGCCCAGCUUCUCUCCAGGGUAACUAAUUUAUUCAUCGUAAAGAAACCUAUCGAACUCAAGUUGGAUGACAGGAAAGAACUGAUUAUUAAGUUGGAAGCUGUUGAAAAGGUGUAUGAAAUCUUUACCUCAGACGAUAUUGCUCUUGUCUUGAGGAAGUCAGCCGCAGAGCAGUUAGCGGUGAUCAUGCAAGAUAUUAAAAUGCAUGCUGUGGUGAAAAAGUUACACUUAAUUGACAAGAUAAUCGAGUAUUUAAAUGAAUGUGUAUGUCAGGAUGGUGAGGUUAUGGAGUGCUUGACGCAGCCGUGCCUCACGCUUCUGAGGAAGGUUCUCUGCGCCGACCCGGCCAUGCGCAUGUCCCUCGCACAGCAGUCUUCCCUCUUGACCGUGUUACUCAGAGUUUCCCUGAUAUUUCAUGAAGAUCGUACCGUUGUGACUGAGGUCGGAGCAUUAUUUUGUCUUCUCUUAUUUGAUGAAGUAUCAAGAAUGGAUAUGUGGUCCAUUAAUCCUUCCAGGAAACCUUCUUCACCACCAGUCUUCAGUUUGCCUGUUUCAGUGUUUAGAAGGUAUCAUCUCCCGGUGCUUGUAGCUGGCCACCAUGCCGUGAGUCCUUACUCCACAGUUGUGCCGUUGUCUGCGGAUUGUUUGGCCUUGAAGCCGGUCUCAGACAUGCUGCGAAUGGCGUGGAACUUGUCCUGGCAUCACGGGAUUGAUGGUCUUGUGAAGCACAUGAACUCUGAACCUGAAGUCAAAGAAUGUUCAGACGCGUUGAAGCUCUCCACAGAGGACACCCUUGCUCUGAAGGUGACACACACAGCUAGUGGCCUGAGGGACUGUCUCCGUUCCGUCGUGGAGGCUGCGGGCCACCGGGAAGUGAGGGCUGCCAUCACGAGGAUGAGUUUUUAUCUUCUGAAUGACAGAUGGUCUCUGAAGGGUGGCGCUGGCCCGUGUGGGCUGACCUUGAAGUCCUUGGCCUGGCACACCACUCUGAACAGGUUCCUGCAGGUGCUUCCUGCUGGCACUGAAGACGAGAAACUGCUGAUAGAUAUCGUACACUUUUUAAAUAAGUUCUUGAAGGAACAAAGAGAAAACUCGUCAGUGGAGCUUCUCAACUGGCUUCUAGAAUUACUUCUUAGACAGAGUCCAAACCCACUGUUAGACCUGCUGGUUCUGACAGAGUCCCAGGCACGAGAGGAAACAGAUGACAUCCGUACCGCCAUUAGACAACAGCUCCAGAAGGAACUGAUUGCUCUUUUCAAUACCUUGCUCCUCAAUUUCGUGGCAGUUACUGACAGGAACUGCUUGGAACGCGUUUCCGCUUUCCGGACGCAGCUGGCGCUGAGGCUGCUGCAGAGCCUGAGGGUCGCCGACGCGCCGCGCUUCUACGGCCUGCCUUCCCUCGAGAGGACCUUGCGGGCCGCGGCGCAGCUCACCGCGGCGCCCGGGUGGAGCGCGCGCUCGCCCCUCCCGGGGCCGCUGGAAACCUGCCGCAAGUACCUGGCAGGUCUUCUUGAGGUCAUUACUUCUUUUUACGUGGAGCGCGGCGGGAAUGCCAUGUCCUUUAUGGGCAAAGGCGUCACAAAGAGCACGGUUCUCUGCUUGCUUCACUUGUCUCACGAGAUGACGGCCCAGACCCAGAGCUCGGAGUGGAUGUCACUUUGGUUCUUGCCUUUGGGUCGUCACAGCGAAGACCAGACUCCUGCUCAGCAAGGGCUGGCUUGGUUGAUUCCUUUAUGGGUCGAUCGGGACCCAGAAGUGAGGUUCACUUCGCUGGGACUGGGAGCGGCACUGACCACCCAUGAAACCGGCUGCGUGGCCUUGGCAAACAGCUGUCAGAACAUAUCUGGUGGGCUCUGGGGGACCGUGGUGAACAUUCUCUUGGACCCGUCUGAAUGCAGUAUGGUUCGCAGGGAGGCUGCAUUUAUUCUGCAGAAUCUCCUUGUGAUUCCAAUGCCUUCGGUAAUUUUAAAGGAUUAUACUUGGCAGGGCCCCUGUGUCCACGAUGAGGACUCCGGCCUGUCGCUCGUCGGAAAACCUGCCCUGCAGGCUCUCUUGUAUCACUGCCGUUUUUAUGAACAUUUGAAUCAGAUGGUGAAACAUUGUUACCUGGAGCGGUAUACAUUUGAUUCGAAGUUUUCUGCCCUUGAUGGAACUUUAGAAGGCAGUGAUUUAAAUGGUUUGGAUGACUCAUUCAAGUUCUGGAGGGCUCCGUCUAGGUUGUCCAGUCAAGAUCAAGAUCCAAGUUCUCUCUCCACCAUGGAAACAAUGGUGGCAUCCUCGUCGGGAAGUGAACCUCCGCCGUUCGGGCCUUCAGCUGUGCCUCUCCCUGAGGCCUCACACGACCAGUUUGUGGCUCAAGCACUAGGUCCGCACGAAACCACGGCAGCCCGGCCCCCUCGUGACGCCUCCCCGCCUGCCCCCCUGCCCAGGCAGUGCAUGGUCACGCCGCCCCUGCUCUCGGCAGUGUGCGGCCUGCUGGACGGCCUGCUGGCCACGUCGCCGGAACACACCGCGCGCGCUCUGCGGCGAGCGCGGCUCGUGGAGCUGCUCUGCAGUGUCGCAGAUGCCGCCCUCCUGGAGAGAUGUGUCCAGGAGCUCAAGGCCCCACUGCCUCUGUCCCCUCCCGCCGAGCACACGCACGCCCAGGUGUCCUUUCUCCUGGAGUACGUGUCCUCUCUGUCCAGGCUCCUGCAGUCGUGCUCACUGGUGGACCCCGGCCUGGUGACACCGGAUGAGCUUCUGAGGCCCCUCGUCACAAACAUCGUCAGGGUCCUCACCAUAUGCAUCAAAGAUGUGUUAGACGCAGAGUUGAUAUCGGCUUUUUAUCACACGUGGACCCAUUUGUUCAACCUUCUGGCCGCACUCCUGAGGAAGGCGGCUCCUGCCGCUCUCCCGGCUGUGACGACGGUCCUGGCCAAGCACUGGGCGGCGGUGAUCGAUGCGCUGUGCACCUGCGUGGACGCGGCCCCCAGCUGCCCCGCCCUGUGCACCUCCAGCCUGCAGUUCCUGUCUGUCCUCCUGACCGAAGAAGCAAAGCGGCGGCCCCAGGAUGACGACAGAACAGACCCGUGCCCCGGCCCGUCCCUGGCGGCGCUCCUCGAUAAGACUCCAGAACCUCCCAAGGCUCUGGAACGGCUUACUGAGGUGACUCUUCAGUGCUAUGAAGGAAGACCCUCCAAGGACGUCCUGAAAAGAGUUGCUGCAAACGCGCUGAUGGCACUUCUGGCCGUCAGUCGGCGCGCGCAGACCCGGGCUCUGAAAGCUGACCUCGUGGACGGCUGCGUGGAGCAGAUGAAGCACAUCGACGCACAGCUGAGCCUCGACUCUCUCAGGCCCGGGAGAGCGGCCCUGAAGAAGGAGGACGGUUUUAUUAAAGAGUUAAGCAUUGCCAUGCAGCUUCUAAGAAACUGUCUUUACCAAAAUGAAGAAUGUAAAGAAGCGGCUCUUGAAGCUCGUCUGGCUCCUGUCUUGCACUCACUCUGGCCUUGGCUUCUGAUGGAUGAUUCGUUGAUGCAGACUGCCCUGCAGCUGCUUUGUGUCUACACUGCAAAUUUCCCAAAUGGUUGCAGUUCUGUGUGUUGGUCAAGCUGCGGACCAGUUCAUGCUGCGCACAGAGGGCCUCCCGGCGCCUCGCUGAUGGGCUGCGUCCUGAAGUUGGCCUCCCAGACGCCGCUCGAGAACGCUGCGGUCCAGCAGACGGUUUUUAUGUUUCUCUCAAACCUGGCCUUGUCUCCUGACUGUAGAGGAGCGAUUCAGAAAAGUAACUUCUUACAGAACUUUCUGUCUCUAACAUUGCCAAAAGGAGGAAAUAAGCAUCUCAGUAACCUGACCGUCCUUUGGUUGAAGUUGCUGCUGAGCAUAUCAUCUGGGGAAGACGGCCCGCAGAUGCUCUUGAGGCUGGACGGCUGCCUGGACCUGCUCACAGAGAUGAGCAGGUACCAGCACAAGGGCAGCCCUGAUCUGCCGCUUCUUAUUUUCCAUAAUAUUUGCUUCAGUCCUGCCAGCAAGCCCAAGGUCCUGGCUAACGAAAAAGUCAUCAGUGUGCUCGCUGCCUGUCUGGAAGGCGAGACUCAGCAUGCGCGGAGGAUUGGAGCAGCUGCGCUCUGGGCUCUGAUUCACAAUUAUCAAAAGGCAAAAACAACUUUGAAAAAUCCAUCAAUAAAAAGAAGAGUGGAUGACGCGUAUUCCGUAGCAAAGAAAACUUUCUCCAACUCAGAAGAAAACCCUCUAAAUGCCUAUUAUCUGAAAUGUCUUGAAAACCUCGUUCAGCUUCUUAAUUCUUCCUGAGCCCCGUGAGGGGCUCCUCCCGGAGCCCGGAGCCGGGGGGCCGCAGGUGAGCCCCCUUGAAGCUGGCCCCGCGCCGCCCCUGGGGCCUCGGCAGGGCCGUGCCCUUCCUUCCCGAUGGGGCCCCCUCGCUCGGUCCUCCGUGCUGGCUCCGUGAGCAAGAGCAGCAGGCGAGACGAUGAUGGAAGAAAGACCUAGAAACUUCUGGGAACAUAAACACUUUCACCUUUUUCUAUGCUCUGUAAAAGUCCUAUUUAACAGUUAUUUAAUAAAAUAUUUUUAGAAACCGAAAACGAA
Molecule: messenger RNA, 7197 nt
Organism: Suricata suricatta (meerkat)
Lineage: Eukaryota; Metazoa; Chordata; Mammalia; Carnivora; Herpestidae
Gene: RTTN
Product: rotatin
Exons: 49
Coding region: 208-6903 (2231 amino acids)
Biological process (GO): centriole-centriole cohesion; ciliary basal body organization; centriole replication
Cellular component (GO): centrosome; centriole; ciliary basal body
Source: RefSeq, a predicted model, not a curated record